CGCUGCCUUGCUUAUGCUCCGCGCCGCCCGGCGUUGCCCUCAGUGCUGAGAAAAGGGGAGGGGGGGGUGAGGGGUACAACGGGAAAAGGGCCCCUGGGGGGAAGCUCCCAGUGGGAGAUUCGUGGCUGCCCCCCCCCCUCGGAAAUGAUGCCUCCUGCAGAGGACGAGCAGAGCACGGUUGAAGGAGGAGAAGGGGUUGGGGGCUUCGCCCUUUUGCGAGCCCUGAAAAGCAGCAGUGCCCGAAAGCAGGGCUGUGAUCCAUUUGCCCAGACCCAACGCAGCAAGCUGCAGCACCGGCGGGCACGGAUCAACCAGCAGAUCAACAAGGAGAUGAGGAUGCGUGCUGGGGCUGAAAACCUUUUCAGAGCCACCAGUAACCACAAGGUCAAGGAGACGGUUGCAUUGGAGCUGAGUUACGUGAACUCCAACCUGCAGCUGCUGAAGGAGGAGCUGGAGGAGCUAAACAGCUGCAUGGAUGUCUACCAGAAUGACAGUGAGUCCAUCAGUGUCCCCAUGAUUCCUUUGGGCCUGAAAGAGACGAAGGAGCUGGAUUUGCUGGUGCCACUAAAGGAUUUCAUCAGUGAGCACUAUGGAGAGGAGGGUGUCAUGUUUGAAAAAGAAAUCAAGGAGUUCAUGGAGCUGAGGCAGGCAAUGCGUACCCCCAGCCGGAAUGAGGCUGGACUGGAGCUCCUCAUGGAGUAUUAUAACCAACUCUACUUCCUCGACAGCCGUUUCUUCCCUCCCAGCAAAAGCCUGGGUGUCUUCUUCCACUGGUACGACUCACUGACUGGGGUUCCAUCCCACCAGCGGGCACUGGCCUUUGAGAAAGGCAGUGUCCUCUUCAACAUCGGAGCCUUGCACACCCAGAUAGGGGCACGGCAGGACCGUGCCUCCCUGCCAGGGCUCAACCAGGCUAUUGAUGCCUUUCAGAAGGCAGCUGGUGCCUUUAACUACUUGAAGGAAAACUUCUCCAAUGCUCCCAGCCUGGACAUGAGCACUGCUUCCCUCAACAUGCUGGUGAGGCUGAUGGUCGCCCAAGUCCAGGAGUGUGUUUUUGAGAAGGUGACCUUGCUGCAUGCUCAGAAGGACUUCCUCACGUGGCUGCAGCUUGCUCAGGAGGCAGCCAGGGUGGAAGAUGUCUACUUGCUGGUGCACCAGACAAUGACCCAGGCUCAUGUGAAGGAUUAUGUUCCCUUCUCAUGGACCACCAUGGUCCAUGUCAAGUCAGAGCAUUUCAAAGCCUUGUCCCACUACUUUGCUGCCAUUGCUCUCUGUGACUGCCCAGCGGCAUCUGAUGCUGAGCUGCCAGAGCAUGAGAAGGCUUUUCUCCAGUUCCACAUCACCAUGCCCGAGGGACCAUCACUUCGUGUUCUACUGCAGGAUCCUGAGGAGAGAAGGAAGCUGGGCAAAGCUCACCUAAAGAAAGCCAUCAUGAAGCACGAGGAAGCCAUGAGGAUCCACGGCUUGUGCAAGAUCCUACGGAAGAUGGACAUCCUCCAGGAGGUCCUCUCCUUUGCCCACAAGCGCUCGCUGAGCAAAUACUCAGAAAUUGACCACGAGGAGGAUUUUUUUGAAACUGGAGAUGCCCCGGAUAUUCACCCCAAAACGCACCAGAAGCCGGAGAUCAAAUCACCCAGCUUCUCUCAGGUGAAGGUGACAGAUCUCUUCCACAGGCUGGGGCCCCUCUCAGUUUUCUCGGCCAAAAACAAGUGGUACCCAAUGCGGAGAGUCCAUCUGAUGAGAGGAGAGAAUGGCUUUGGGUUCACACUGCGAGGAGAUUCCCCUGUCCUCAUCGCUGGUGUCAUCCCGGGAGGUUGUGCUGCUGAAGCUGGAUUGAAGGAGGGUGACUAUAUCAUCUUGGUGAAUGGCAAGGAUUGCAGGUGGUCCAAGCAUGCUGAAGUGGUCCAGCUGCUGAAGAGCACUGGGGAGGAGGGUGUGGAGAUUGGAGUGAUAACCCUGCAGGGCUCAGAGGGGCCAAAAGCUGUGGAGAAGAAAGCAGCAGCAAUGUCCUCUAGCAGUGGUCUGCUGAAAAGCAACAAGGAGAACAGCCGGAAGAGCCUGAUGAAUAGCAAAAGCGCCAGCACACUGCUUGUCUGGAACAAGAAGAGCAAGCGGAGCAAGAACAGCACUUACAGCAUCCCCUUCACUGCCGUGGGAGACAACGAGGCCAUGUACUGAGGCUAGGUUGUGUCCUGUGAGCUCUGGGGCUGGUUGCCUAUUAAUCCUCAGGAGCUCUGAUUGCUUCUAUGGGCUGUGCUGGUGUCGUGGCCGCAUUGGAGCAUCCCUGGUCCAGAGGAUGCUGGGACCCUCCUCCUUGGGGAUGCACUGCUGAUCAAAUCCUCUCCAAAGAGGUGAGGAAUGCACAGCCACUGUUGCUGCUGAUCGCCAGACUCCUCCUUCUCCUGUGUUAAACUCUAUGGGGAAACACUGAUUUAUUAUUUUUUUUUGCUCUUAAGGGGUCGGGGGAAACUGUGCUUCAGGAUAAAGCAGAGACUGGUUUGUGUCUUCUGCUCAGCACAAGGAGCAGCCAAACCACACCCAGCCAUUAAAGCAAAAGCUAUAACCUU
This is a messenger RNA of Phasianus colchicus (ring-necked pheasant), 2567 nucleotides long. RefSeq names its product rhophilin Rho GTPase binding protein 1 (gene RHPN1). NCBI's taxonomy places the organism in Eukaryota, Metazoa, Chordata, Aves, Galliformes, Phasianidae. Gene Ontology annotation, molecular function: protein binding. Gene Ontology annotation, biological process: negative regulation of stress fiber assembly; signal transduction. The record is from RefSeq and is a predicted model, not a curated record.